Molecule: messenger RNA, 846 nt
Organism: Cordyceps militaris CM01
Lineage: Eukaryota; Fungi; Ascomycota; Sordariomycetes; Hypocreales; Cordycipitaceae
Exons: 1
Coding region: 1-846 (281 amino acids)
Source: RefSeq, a predicted model, not a curated record
AUGGACAAUCGAAAGAUUCAGAAAGCCUUUGUUUACCAUAUUCUGCCCACUCUAGUCUCUAGAGGGGACCUGGUCAUCGGCCAUGUCAUCAAUAGCCUUGAAGACUUGAUGAUUCUUAACGAUGGUGAUGGCGAGAUGUUGAAGUAUGAUGAGCGUCUUGUCAAGUUGGUAUGCGACACCGACGUUAGCAUCAGUGCAAAAGCCGCACGCUCUUGUAGCGCUGCUUUACUUACCGACGCAGCUUCAGCUGCUUUUUCUGGCAAGAUGGAGUUUGGUCGCAACAGCCAGUACUCAAACAGUCUCUUCAUCCGUGAAUUGCAGGGGCAACAUGUGGAUUUUACACCAUCGGCUUACCGGAAAGCGGUCGAGUGCUCCCCAGAGGUUCAGAAGCGUCUGUCCUGCUUUAGUGGCUACGCCUACAUGGUCACAGGCUUAAAGUAUUGCGAUGAAAAGUGUAUUGCUAUUCAUCGCGGCCACGAAACCACCAAAGUCCAGGGGCAGCUCGGCCUUCAAGGCGGCCCGUUGAGCGCAGGUGCGCGCGUGGAAGGCGCUCGCGCAACCACCUCGAGCCUGCAAAUGACCCGGACUGCAGAUCUAAUUUUUGCAAUCAGAGUCACGAAGCUCACGUACAAGAGGAAAUACGUCGUUGCUGGGGAAAAACGUCUCGUUGCCAAGGGACACCGUCACAGGGCAGAACUCGUUGGAAAGGAAGACGCGAUAUUGAAAAAGGCAGACGAUUUUGACAUUGAGAUUGAGGAGGACUCGGGCGAAGGGGAUGGUGACGAAGCGCUGCUGGGGGAUGGGUCUACGGUGAAAUGGAUGGUGCAGGGAACGGCCGAGUUGUAG